AUUCGUGUGUAUUGCUAAUAUGCUUAUAUUCCGCGCAAGUUUACAUGAAUGAAAGGCAAACAUGGAUUUUGUAAACAAUGUACAAUUAAGCGUAGUUAUGUGAGUGAGUGGGAUCAUUUCUUCAUCCAAGAAUAAUAUUAAAAUGAAUAGUUUACAUCACCAUCAUUUACGAAGGUAGCACAGCAAAAAUGACUCCAAAACGAAAGCAUACAAGUUCGGAGUCAUCAUCUUCUAGUAGCUCUGGCUCAUCAUCUAGCAGUUCUUCCAGUUCUGGCAGCGAAUCUAGUUCUUCAGAUUCUGAAAAUUCUAGCAGUUCUGCAGCUAGUCAAAAAGCAUCUGAUUCUGAAAAAUCAAAGAAAAAAGUACCAGUUUCUACACCUCGAAAUGUCAAAACAAAGACUGAUACAACACCAUCGACAAAUGAAGCAAGGACCAAGGAAAAAAUUAACUCUAAAUCUAAGUCUGCUGUUUACUCUUCUGAAUCUGAAGAAUCUCCAGGUAAAACUAAACAAUCACCUACUAAACGGAAAGCUCCUGCUAGAGCUAAAGCUACUGCUGCAAUUGCUCCGGUUGUAAAACAACAAAAGCCCAUCAAUAAAAUUAGUCCAGUGACUUCAAAUAAAAAUUCAUCGCCACCAAAAUCAUCUAACAAAACUAAUAAACUACCUUCAACGAUAACAUCGGCGGCCAAAGCAUCAGACAAAAGUAAUAAAUCAUUUGAACCACCUGCAAAAAAAUUAAAGAAAAGAAGUAUCUUCAGCCCUGAGAAUAGUAGUGAAAGUGAUUCUGGAAGUCCACAAAAAUCUAAUGUUAAAACAAAUAGCACUGCUACAGCUUCACAAAAAUCUCAAGCACAACAAGCCAAAGCAACCCCUGAAUCUAAACCACGCGCUCCUGCAGCUACUAGAUCUAGUAUAGUCACAAGACAAGUUGCAAAAUCUGAUAGUUCAGCAAGCUCUAAAAGUUCAGGUUCAGAGUCAGGCUCCUCCGGAUCAUCAGAUAGUAGUUCUGACUCUGAUUCAUCCGACAGCGAAGAUACUUCUUCACCACCUCCAAAAAAGAAAGACAUACCACCUACUCCUAAACCUACACCAACUGCAACUCCAAAACGUCCAGCAGCAUCAGUUGCUGCAGUAAAACCACAGAAAAAUGUUAAAAAACCAAAUACAGUUAAAAAUGAAAUUAAAAGUGAAGUUAAAAGUGAAAUUAAAAGUGAAAUUAAGAGUGAAAAUGAUAGUGAAAAUAUGGACACAGAUAAAGAUGCAGAAGAAGAAGGAAAAAGAAAAGCUUCGUUAAAAGAAAAGAAAAAGCCUCCAACAAGAAGAAAAUCAAAAGCUCUAAUACAGCCUAAAGUAGCAGGAACAGACUCUGAGUCUGAUGCAGCUGAUGUUAAAAGACAUGCUUCAAAAUCUCCUAGUAAACGUCCAUCGUUAUCCUCUAAACAACUAGGUUUAAGUCGUUCCACAUGUAGUAGUAAUUUUUCUUUGAAAAGUCACAGCACUACAAGUAGAAUGCGCUCUGCCCAUGUUAUUUCGAAGGAAAGAGAAUGUCCGCUUUCGCCAGCUUGCGAUUCUCGUGGUCAUCUUUCUGGUAAAUUUGAUGCUCACUUUACUUUAGAAGCAUGUCCUUUGUACCACAACACAACUGCACAAGAAUGUUUAGAGUCCUACAAAGAGAAGAAAAAGAAAGAUGAAGAAAGAAAACGUAUGCUGCAACUUCAAGGCAAAAAGUCCCCGAAAGGUGGUAUUCAAACCAAUGAUCAACGUAACUAUCACAAUAAAAUCAAAGAUCUGCGAAGUAAAUUCAAAGGAUUAUCGACGGAUGGAAAUGAAUCUGACAGCAAAGAAAUUCAAAACGUUGAUAAAACUCGACAACCAGAUCUAAUUGGUUUGACUCCCGAUUAUGAUUUGAGACUUUUUAUGGAAGCUCAAGCUGCGUCCAGCGAGAAAAUCGAAAAAGAUCUCAAGGACUUGUUGGACAAUGAUAAAGAGGGUAGUAGGAGCAGCGGCACGCGUUGUAUAGAAAUGGGAAAAUGGGAAAUGGAGGUAUGGUAUCAAAGUCCUUAUCCAGAGGAGUUCAGUCGUGCACCAAAACUCUACUUAUGUGAAUAUUGUCUGAGAUACGCCAAAAGUCCACAAGUCUCUCGGAGGCACAAAGAAAAAUGUGUUUGGAGGCAUCCGCCCGGUCACGAAGUUUACCGGAAAGAAAAAAUAGGAGUGUGGGAAGUAGACGGAAAAAGAUACAAACUCUACUGUCAAAAUCUUUGUCUUUUAGCUAAAUUUUUCUUGGACCAUAAGACAUUGUAUUAUGACGUGGAACCUUUUCUGUUUUACGUAAUGACACUUAAUGAUUCUGAAGGCUGUCACACUGUUGGUUAUUUCAGUAAGGAAAAGAGUUCGAACAACAAUUACAACGUGUCGUGCAUACUCACGCUGCCACCGUACCAAAGGCAGGGCUACGGUCGACUGCUCAUCGACUUUAGUUACUUACUCACUAGGGUAGAAAGUAAAAUAGGUUCACCGGAAAAGCCGCUAUCGGAUCUCGGUUUAAUUUCAUACCGCAGCUAUUGGAAAGAUGUACUACUUCAAUAUCUCUGCAAUUUCGGCGGGAAGGAAAUUUCCAUUAAAGACAUCAGCAAGGAAAUGGCGAUUGAUUCCUCCGACAUAGUAAGCACGCUGCAAGCCUUAGGAAUGAUGAAGUACUGGAAGGGCAAGCACAUCAUACUUAAGAAGCAGGACGUGAUCGAGGACUACAAAGAGAGGGUAAAGCGUCGUGGCACCACAUUGAAGGAAAUCGAUCCAGAGUGCCUGAAGUGGAGUCCCUUUCAAGCGCAAAAAGCUCCCGCCGCCUCGAGCUGAAUUUCUGGACAGCAACGACGACGGUGGUGGUUGAUAGCGAAGCCUUAAACGGCCAUGACACGAGCAAAUUUAAUGUGUAACACGUUGAUGCUGCUGGCGUGGCCGCUGCGGUUUAUUAUACAUAUAUACAUAUACCCACACAAUAUAAUGUAGAAGUCUGAUGCGCUGCUGCUUCCUCUGCUUCACCAUCGGGCUUUGCUAUCGAGCAGGCAGGCAAGCAGGCAGGCGACCCGAAUCUUUCGCUUCCAAGCUGCGGCCUCGAAGCUCUCGAAAGCCUGCCAUCUCGGAGGGGAAAAUCUGUACAUUUUUUUUAGAUACUUUUUUUCAGAAGUACCUAUUUGUAUAAUGAAUACAACAGCGUGCUGCGCGAACGAUCACGGAGGUGAUUUUUGUACAAAAAUGUGGAAAAAACAAAACGAAGAUAAAAUAUUUUUGUCCACUCUCGCGCGGGCGUGGACGAGGAUAUUGUUGACUGAAUAAAUGUUCAAUGUUGAUUUUGAAUAUGAAUAGUGAUAAUUUUUCAUUAUGUAAGAAAUACGUAUUAUUCAGAAUGUAUUUGUGCAAGCUCGUGAAAGAACUUUUGGGUUCAUAUAAAUAUUUUUUUAUUACUUUUUUGUUUCCGAUCUUAAAAAAAAAUUGUGUAAUAACCAGGACCGUAUCCCGGUUCGAUCACGUUGUCACGCGACAAUGGGGCGCACGUGCUCGAGAUCCGCGGUACAAAAAAUAAAAUAAACUUUGUAUCAUUUGUAUGAAUGUAAUAGUAUUUGCUUUAGGCAGAUUAAAAAUUGUAUAUACUCAGUAAAUGAUAUUCAGAAUAUAUAUAAAUAUAAAUAUAUAUAUAUAAUAUAAUAUGAUGUAAAUUUAUAAAUAAGAUUUUAUCGCAAAUAUAUAGAAAGUAAAUCGAGGUUAUCGAACAACAAAUAAUGAAUGUACCGAUAUUUUUUUAUCGUUUCCACGUUCGCUUCUAUUAUUAUUUUUUUAAUUUUUUUCUGUAAAUCAAAAAUCCGUAGAGCAAAACAUUUGCAAAAUCCAUUAUAUUUGAAAUUGCGUUCAUGUACUGUUCACCUUUCGUUGUUGAAUAGCAAUAUAUUUAGAUAGAGCGGACACUUUGUGAUGCUCAGCAAAGAACUAGCUACGUACCUCUAUAACAAUUAAGAAAAUGGUCUCAUUUGUUUUUAUUAGUACAAGUUUAUUUUUUACGAUUUUAACGAAAUACACAAUUAAUUGUUUCUAUAUGUAAAAACAACCUGUAAGCUAUUUUACAUUUGAUAAAACUUUUUAACGAUAUAUAGAUAUGAUGAAUAGAUAGCUGAAUUUAAAACAAAAUAGAAAAUGAAUGAGUCGUGGUAUGUUGGGUUGUGAAUAAAUAUCAAAAGUAAGUCUGGAUAUAUUAAAAGUAAAAGUGUACAUAUGUAUGUGGAUAUACAGUUAUGGAAUGAUGUUUUUCAAAAUUAUCUGCAUUAUGAUUGAAUCGAACCUGAAUCGAUGUAUUUUAGUUAAGCGAAAUUGAAUACUCAAGGGAAAAAUUAUUUCAUGUUUGCCAUUAUAAAAAUUUUUUAAAUAAUUUUAAUAUUCUAUUUUAGAGUUUCUUUAAAAUGUACGUAAUUAUUACCAUUGGUCUGAAUAUUUAUUGGAUGUGCGAGAUUUUCUUUCAUUUCGUUGUAAUUGAUGUUUUUUAUUCUUCUGAACACUAAAUUAUAAAUUUGUAAAACUAUUUUAUUUUCAUGAAACUGUUGAAGUGCAGUACCGUUUAUAAAAUUUGGAGUUCGACUGUCAAUUUAUGUAACAAAUAAUUAUUUAUAUAAAUAUAU
This is a messenger RNA of Trichogramma pretiosum, 4669 nucleotides long. It is a transcript of the gene chm, whose product is annotated as histone acetyltransferase KAT7. The coding region runs from base 189 to 2858 and encodes 889 amino acids. NCBI's taxonomy places the organism in Eukaryota, Metazoa, Arthropoda, Insecta, Hymenoptera, Trichogrammatidae. The record is from RefSeq and is a predicted model, not a curated record. The transcript is spliced from 13 exons. Gene Ontology annotation, biological process: regulation of DNA-templated transcription. Gene Ontology annotation, molecular function: zinc ion binding; histone acetyltransferase activity. Gene Ontology annotation, cellular component: nucleus.